Molecule: messenger RNA, 2654 nt
Organism: Lycium barbarum (goji berry)
Lineage: Eukaryota; Viridiplantae; Streptophyta; Magnoliopsida; Solanales; Solanaceae
Exons: 16
Coding region: 726-2078 (450 amino acids)
Source: RefSeq, a predicted model, not a curated record
UAUUCGCAUUAAUUAAUUACUGCAAAUUGAAUCGUUUGUGCAAAUUCUGUAAUAUUAAACUUGAUGUUGGAAGAUUGGGUCUUUGGUACUUAAUAUUUUUUAGCUAUUCAUGGUGUUCUUUCUUUAUAUUUUACGGUUUGUGACUAAUUCCAUUUUGAUGGCUUUUUCUCUAUUUCUACUUUUUUCUUAUCUUCAUUCUUUACUAUGAUGAAAUUUUAAGCUACAAAGACUAAUGAACCCAAUGUGUUCGGUGGUAUACCUGAAACAACUUAACUACCAUUUGGAUUUUCAAAGUCAAAUUUCCUCAAGCGAAGAAAGCAAGAAAAUACUCUGACUGAUAGGAUGUCCGACAAAAAUAGUGAAAGAAACCUUAGACGCCGUAUUGCUUAUUGAGCAAUGCCAGCUGAACAAAAGGAAGCUCUGCUGGAACGCCGUCGUGCAGCCUAUUCUACAAGAAGGCGUCGUCUUUCUGAAAAUUCUUCUACUAGCCACUCCAUGCAGAUUGAUUCUUCCCCUGAACCUCCAAACUUGAUUCCGUUGCCGACUACUACCUUCAUUAGAGACGGACUUUCUACUCCUCCUGCCAAGGAACAACCAACUCAAUGUGCUAGUGUGUAUGAAAUAGGUUAGCGUAAAUUAACUUUAAGAAUUUAAAGCUGCAGCUACAUAGUUAUUCACUAUAGUUGAUAUGUUAAUCCUUGCAGGAUCGACAUCCGGAACAUGUAAUGACCGUUCUAGCUUACGCCAAUCACUACCAACUGUUAGAGCUUCAGCAAAAAAUGGCACAAAAACUGGGUAUACAUGUAAUAACUACGGACACAGCUGACUGGACUUGUAAGAUACAAGUUGUAGAUAUAUGUGGACCAGGUGAAAGUAAUGUAAAAAAGAUAAAAUAUCUGAACAUGAUUGUUCAAGAUGAGCAGGAAGAUCAAAUAAAAGCAAUUGUUUAUGGAGAUGACAUCCCCAUUUAUCAGAGUCUGAUGAAACUUUAUCAUACCUACUGGAUAACGGGUGCACGCAUACAACUACCAAAUCUGAAAUAUGAAAGUCCAUUACAUGCAUUUGAAUGGGUUCUCGAUAAAAAGACCAUCAUUGAUCCAAUUGAAAAGAAUGCUGAAGAUGCGUUGCCGCCUCCUACAAAGCUUAAUGUUACCUCCUUCUUAGAUAUUAAGGAUCAGGCCUUCCAAGAUAUCAAUAAUACUCUGACUAAAAAAGAAUUCAACAUACUUGCAAUUAUUGUCAACUGUUCCCCACCAAGAUAUGUUGCGAGUGUCGACAAAAGAUUGCAAGAGCUCAUUGUUAUUGAUACCCUGUAUAUCAUUGACAACAAAGUUAGCACAACAAUACAAAUUGAUCCACCUUAUUCACAGUGUCAACAACUACAAGAAUGGGUCGCACAAAACAAAGAAACCCUUACCUCUUUCACUAUGCGGAGUACAUCCAGAUCUGGAUCUCUCAUCUUUGUUUUAAUGAAUGAAGUAGUGCCAAUUGCAAACAUUCAAUCCCAGGAAGACGGAAAGGCAUUCUACAUUGAAGCAAAAAUAUCCUUCCCAAAUAGCCUCAGGUCUUUCUGUGUUUUGAAUUGUUCAAGCUGUGGACAAGAAGUACGCAGUACGACCAAGAGAAAAAUUCACUGCAUGAAUUGUAAUAAGCAGAGUAUGUUGGUUCCCAGGUGUCGAUUUGAUGUGAAUCUCAAAGAUGCCUCUGGGUCAGCAACUGGGAUGAUUAUGGACAAAGAAGGAAAAAAACUAUUAUCUCUUACUGCAGCAGAGAUUUACGAAAGAGCUUCAGCUGAGAAUGACAACCUGCCUGUGGAAGAUUUCCAAAGCAAAUUUGACCAGAAGCUGUUCAGAAUUCAAGUGAAGAAGCCAUUUGGCCGUGCUUCAUCCACAUCAUCUUCAAAAUUGUAUAUCCAGUCAUGCAUUGAAAAGGAAAGCAUUAUUCAUUCUCUCCCAGCACCAACCACAGCAUCAAUCAAUAUCAGCAAAAACAGUAAAAGGAAAAAAGAACAUGUAUCUUCCCAUGAUACAAAAACAAACCUGCCAACCGAACAAGGCGAAUCAGUCAAGAUGAAUUAGAAACUGGAGCCAACAACUCCAGUGAAAAGGAAAUGAAGGUUAACCAACUAAUUUUGCAACCACUUUUGGCUUUCAUGGAACAAAGUUGUUUUGCAGGAAAAUGAAGUUUUGACUAUAACUUGCUCAAUUUUUGGCUUGUACAUAGAUUUCCAGUGACUUCUAUAGUCAUGGAAUAAAGUGGAAUGCUUAUGGGUUGCGGUUGUUCAAGGUUUCUUGUUUCUGGUGAUUGCACAUCUGGUUAACUUGCUUAAAGAAUAUAAAAGAAGAUGAGCAUCACGUCGUUUGGUUCUAGCUAGAGAAGGACAGGCCACAUGAAUGCCCAGUAUGCACACAGUAUUUUGUGGUCAUGAAAGUUCCCAGGUCAUGAAAGAGUUUUAUCUUUCAAGAGCAUACUUAUGCUCAACUGCCAGAAUUCAGAUUUCAGCCCAACCUCAUACAAAUGUUGGAGCACCUACAAUCUUUGUACUUUUGUCUUUCCUGCAAACUACUUCUGUAACUUUGUUCCACAAAUGAAUGUAAUAUACUAUGAACCAUGUUAUGUUAAUAUUUAGUUUAAUCAUCUCUCCUUUAUUUGCA